Messenger RNA from Rhodofomes roseus, 738 nucleotides. Its product is annotated as thioredoxin-like [2Fe-2S] ferredoxin-domain-containing protein. Lineage: Eukaryota; Fungi; Basidiomycota; Agaricomycetes; Polyporales; Fomitopsidaceae. Gene Ontology annotation, molecular function: NADH dehydrogenase activity. Bases 1 to 738 code for a protein of 245 amino acids. The transcript is spliced from 6 exons. The record is from RefSeq and is a predicted model, not a curated record.
AUGCUCGCCGCACGACUCCCAAAACGCGUCCCUCGUCUGCCUCCCCCGGUCCGCCGCAUACACUCCUCGCCAUGCCGCCGCUCCGAUGCACUCUUCGUGCACCGCGACACGACCUACAACAACCCUAAGAUCCCAUUCGAGUUCACCUCCGAGAACAUGAAGCGCGCCCAGGAGAUCAUCUCGCACUACCCUCCCCAGUACAAGAAGGCCGCCGUCAUCCCGCUCCUCGACCUCGGCCAGCGCCAGAACAAGGGCUGGACGAGCAUCAGCGUCAUGAACUACGUCGCCAAGCUCCUCGAGAUGCCCCCCAUGCGCGUGUACGAGGUCGCCACCUUCUACACCAUGUUCAACCGGGAACCCAUCGGCGAGAACUUUGUGCAGAUCUGCACGACGACGCCGUGCAUGCUCCGCGGUGCGUACGACAUCGUCGACACCGUCUGCAACCACUUCGGCGGCAUCAAGCCCGGCGACACCACCAAGGAUGGCAAGUUCACCGUCAUCGAGGUAGAGUGCCAGGGUGCCUGCAGCAACGCGCCCAUGAUGGCUGUGAACGAUGACUUCUACGAGGAUCUUACCGCGGAGACGACGAAGAAGGUGCUGGAGGCGUUCGCGAAGGGCCAGAAGCCGAAGCCGGGUCCUCAGAGCGGACGGCAUACGAGCGAGAACUCGGCGGGUCUGACGGCGCUCGCGUCGAAGCCAUACGGUCCGGGAGAGUUCUGCACACCAGAGUUCCAGUAG